Molecule: messenger RNA, 1099 nt
Organism: Anopheles gambiae (African malaria mosquito)
Lineage: Eukaryota; Metazoa; Arthropoda; Insecta; Diptera; Culicidae
Exons: 4
Coding region: 1-888 (295 amino acids)
Cellular component (GO): late endosome; lysosomal membrane
Source: RefSeq, a predicted model, not a curated record
AUGUCGACCUCCUUUCUUACUCGUGGUUUAUCGUCGUUUCUGUUUAAAUCGUUUGCGAUCGGUUCGUCCAGCGUCGCGGGUCGAACUGCCGGUCCGAACCAGUCCCUGUUCCAUUCCACCAGCAACACCGAGCCGGAGGAUUCCGUUCGGUUUGAUAAGCUAGAAACGGUGCCCAGCGCAUGCAUCCAACUGUUUGUUACCCUUACGCUGACGAUCAUUUCGGUGAUCUACACACUUCAGCAAUGUGAUACCACCACGGUGUGUGUGUACUACUACAUGCUGCUCUACCUGCGUGGCGUCUAUUGGGCGAUUGUUUAUCUAAUCCAUCUGUACACUAAAAGCCGCCACCAAAGCCUGAAUCGCUGCGGCCACCAUACGUUCGCCGCGAGGGUACACCGGCACAAGAAAUCCAGCCUGCAGCUGGUAACGCUAUCGAACAUGGUGCUGCUAACGGUACACACCGCGAUGGGUCACGGCUUUGGGGAAACGUUUAUGCAACGAUGCUUUGUGGAGGGCUUUUCGUCCGUUGUGUUUGUAGCGUCCUUCACCCUGCUGGAGACGAUGGUUAUUGUACCGGUACAGCUAUCUUACAUCGUUCAAGUUCGCGUGUUCAAUCUGACCCGCCCAAUGCCCGACGCACAGCACAGCGCUAACGAUCUGAGCUUAAGAUUGUGCCCGACCGAGGAUUACAGCGUCAACGACAGCUUCAAGAGCAUUGCCGAUCCGAAAGAGUUCGUCCAGCUGCAGGCAGCGUUGAUAAGUAAGCUGAAGGAGGAGAACGAUCAGCUGCACAGCAGGAUACAGGAGGCAAGAUGUAUGGUCGAACUCGCGCCGAACCAAUCGCUCAACUAUUCGCUGGCGGAGCAAUCUAUCGUUGGAGGUUAUUGAUAAGCCGUAAGCAUCCCUCUUAAAUUGUACAUCGCCGUCUCUGCGUAGCCAAAACCAGAGUAGCUUUGCGUGCAAGGACGGUGGAAUUUGGCUCCCUUUUUUUACUACACGUGUAGUAUUUUUUGAACAUAUUUUGUUUGUGUAUAGUGCGAUUCUUUUGCUACACUGCACCGCUAUGAUCAAUAAAGAUGGAUGGAUGAUUGUAUGAAAA